GGAGCGGCUCACGUGUUUGGCCGCCGUGCCCGCUCCUACUUCGGUAGAGACAGCGCGCUUCGGCUACGCUGCGGAUCCUGCAGGCUCGGAGCUUCGGUAACCAGUUCGGCGCCAUGGCGUCCCAGGGUCGUCGGCGAAGGCCGCCGCGGAGGCCCGAGACGGUGGUGCCCGGGGAGGCGGCCGAGACGGACUCGGAGCUCUCUGCGUCCUCGUCGGAGGAGGAGCUGUACCUGGGCCCCUUGGGCCCGACGCGCGGCCGCCCCACGGGACUGCGGGUGGCCGGGGAAGCCGCGGAAACCGACUCGGACUCGGAGCCGGAGCCGACCGCCGCGCCGGGGGACCUGCCUGCGCUGGUGGUGCAGCGGGAUACGGCCGGGGAGGCUUGGGGCGCGGAGGAGACCCCAGCGCCGGCCCCUGCGCGUUCGCUGCUGCAGCUUCGGCUGGCCGAGAGCCAGGCGCGGCUGGAUCACGACGUGGCGGCCGCGGUGAGCGGCGUGUACCGUCGCGCUGGUCGCGACGUGGCCGCCCUGGCCAGUAGGCUCGCGGCCGCCCAGGCGGCAGGGUUGGCUGCGGCCCACAGCGUGCGCCUGGCUCGGGGAGACCUCUGCGCGCUGGCCGAGCGGCUGGACAUCGUGGCCGGCUGCCGCCUGCUGCCCGACAUCCGCGGCGUUCCGGGGACCGAACCUGAGCAAGACCCGGGACAGAGGGCCUAGCAGGAAGCCACUACCCGCCUGACACUGCGCCCUGGGGGUAGUCCUCAAGGCCUCUGGGACCUGGUCCUGUACCAUGUGUAGCUCCCCUGCGCAUCUUGCUGUCACCCUCCGGGCAAGCCUCGCCCCCUGGAUAAUGCCGCGUGGUGGGGGGUACGGGAUGGGAGUGGUAAUAUUGUGCGGUUCUACCCUGACUUUAGCAUCUGGUUCCAACCCCCAGCCCUUGGCCCUGUCUGUUCCCUGGUUCCAAGCCUGUCCCUGAGGCUUGGCUCCAGCCCCUGGUAACCAGUAGUUCUUGAUCUUUCUGCGUCGUGGGGUCUCACCUUUCUUUGUGCUCUGCCUUUCUUGACUUUGGGUUCUGCUCAGGGGCCGGUUCUUGCUUCCUGCAGGAGCCCCAGAAUCUGGUGCAUCCUCCUUCACUCCCUUGGCUCUGCCUCUGGUCCUAGCCGCAACUCUGAAAUUUUGAACCCCCCUACCC
Molecule: messenger RNA, 1188 nt
Organism: Lontra canadensis (Northern American river otter)
Lineage: Eukaryota; Metazoa; Chordata; Mammalia; Carnivora; Mustelidae
Gene: BLOC1S3
Product: biogenesis of lysosomal organelles complex 1 subunit 3
Exons: 2
Coding region: 114-713 (199 amino acids)
Cellular component (GO): BLOC-1 complex
Source: RefSeq, a predicted model, not a curated record